AUGACCAAAUUACCUCCCAAUCAGAGGGGUAUGAACAUGUUUUUUCCUUGCACAAUCUUUUCUUAUGGAUUUCUUCCACCUUUCCUUCCCCAUUCGACGCCGUGGUUCGCAAAAUCCAUUGGUUUGUUGUCUGGGCUUUCUGGAUUCUCUGCCAACCAAUUCAUAAUCUUGGAAACAAUGAAAGAUAACUUGACAGAAGCCAGUACUCGUGUCACCAAAGGCAAUGCAAAAUUCACAAUGGCAACAAAGAAAGAUGAUGUGAGCAAAGCGAGAACUUGUGUCACCAAAGGCAUUUCAAUUGGCAAAAAUCAAACUAAUUCAUCCUCUUUUAAGGGAAGAAAUGAUUUCUCUGAGGCCAUUGGGAAGUUAAAAGAACUUUCUGUGAAUCCAUCUUCACAGGACGUUCCAAGGAAAAGCUGUGAGUCAAAUUUACUGGACGAUGAGCUGAUGGAGUUUUUAGGAGAGCUUCACGAUCAUGAACUUUGCUGCAAGAACCCAAGGAAAAGGAUGGGAGAUUCAUCGAGUUCAUUUAAUCGUCGUACUGUGCACGGAUUACUAUGUCCUCCACCAGAACAUAAAGUGCUUGCGGAACAAUUAAAAGAACAGAGAAAGCUGUUCAAGGCUUCAGAGGAGAGAGCGGCUUUGGAAAUUGAAGACCUGCUUCGCAACAUGUCUCCUGUUCACAUACCCAAAUAA
Fraxinus pennsylvanica is the source of this 696-nucleotide messenger RNA. The record is from the annotation of a GenBank genome assembly. NCBI's taxonomy places the organism in Eukaryota, Viridiplantae, Streptophyta, Magnoliopsida, Lamiales, Oleaceae.